This is a messenger RNA of Hibiscus syriacus, 717 nucleotides long. RefSeq names its product probable pectinesterase/pectinesterase inhibitor 23. Bases 1 to 717 code for a protein of 238 amino acids. The transcript is spliced from 2 exons. Lineage: Eukaryota; Viridiplantae; Streptophyta; Magnoliopsida; Malvales; Malvaceae. The record is from RefSeq and is a predicted model, not a curated record. Gene Ontology annotation, biological process: cell wall modification. Gene Ontology annotation, molecular function: pectinesterase inhibitor activity; pectinesterase activity.
AUGAGGAUCGACUCCCGGUUCUCCGCCAUUUUGAUUGGACUUCGUUUUGAGAAAGGAAUGGGAACCGGAAUCGCCGUCGUCCACUACUACAAGAUGAGGAUAGACUUCCGCUGUGGAUGCAAACAACUUCAUUGCCAAAAACAUAGCUUUCGAGAACUCAGCAGGGCCGAUGAAAAAGCAAGCGGUGGCGUUGAACGACAAUUCUAUGGGGACAGCACCAUCUCCGGAACAAUCGAUUUCAUAUUCGGUGAUGCGUCGGUGAUUUUCCAGAAUUGCACGUUCCUCGUCCGGAAGCCACAAAAGGGAAAGCAAAACGUUAUUACGGCACAAAAGAGAAAUGAUAGUAAAGAGCCGACGGGGAUUGUUAUUCAUGGCGGCCAAAUCAUUCCUGCUCCUGAGUUUUCUCCGGUGAAGAAACAGUUCCCGGUAUACCUUGAUCGCUCGUGGGGGACUCUGUCAACAACGAUUAUAAUGGAAACUUACAUCGAUGAUAUGGUGCACCCAGACGGUUGGACAGACAUGGCAUCGGCUUUGGGAACCAAAAACUGCAAGUACCUCGAGUUCAAAAACAGUUGGCCUGGUGCUGCCACAUCCAAGCGAGUUAAAUUACCUGGAGUUAAGAUGAUGACGGAGGGGAACGCUGCUCAAUACCUUCCUCCUAAGUUCUUCGACGCCGGUGAUGUCUGGAUCAAGCGUUCUGGGGUUCCCUGCACUUAA